UCUCCUAAAAAUAUGGAGAGAAUUUCCAUUGUCACACGGCAAACUUCCAAGUCAUUGUAUGAAACUGAUGAUGUUUUGCAGUUGCAAUGCAUCGGAGAAGUCGAAAGUAUUAAUGCAAUGCCAAGUAAGGAUAUCCGUUGGUGCCGGAAAGAAAAAGGAAAAUUUAAGUUUAUUUCAUUUCAAGAUCCUCCUCUCACAGACGUAGUUGAAAGAAGUAAAGAUGGGUGUACUGUUGUUCAAAACUCAUUCUUAUUUUAUCAUGUCUCGCAAAAUGACACUGCCCUAGAGAUAAUGUGUGAGUCGGGUUGGGGUUAUGCCUGUGGAAUACACGGCAUCAAUGCGACACUGAACAUACCAACCAAAGACACCAAACCAGAUGAAUGGAAAAUGUGGCCAAUUCUUAUUCAUGACAAAAAGUCUUUGCUCAACCCGGAACACAUAAUAUUAGAUGGACUUGGAAAAACCAUCCAUUUGCAAUGCACAGCGUCUGCUCAUUCCAAUAAUUCAUCAUUGGUGAGAUAUAUAAAUUGGUGUUUUAAAAAGGAAGAAAAAGCAAAAUGGACACAAGUUAUUCUACAGGAAUCAGAAGAGAAUGCCUCGUCAAACUCUGGCGGAAAAAUAACAUACUUUAGUAAAAUACAAUAUCAUGUCACAGUAUUUGAUAGUGAUGUCCACUUUCUGUGUGAAAUUUCAAAAUCGCAAACAUGCGGUACAGGUUUUACAUUUGUUCAAACAAUAGUCCAUGUAGAUAAAAGAAAAGGUAAUAUUUGCAGAUAAAGAAUAUUUCUAGUCACUUUAAUUUUUUGAUUCUUGUUCAUCAUUUUCAUUUAU
Messenger RNA from Magallana angulata, 831 nucleotides. RefSeq lists its product as uncharacterized. The transcript has 4 exons. Bases 13 to 777 code for a protein of 254 amino acids. Lineage: Eukaryota; Metazoa; Mollusca; Bivalvia; Ostreida; Ostreidae. The record is from RefSeq and is a predicted model, not a curated record.